Messenger RNA from Labeo rohita (rohu), 3756 nucleotides. Its product is annotated as NACHT, LRR and PYD domains-containing protein 12. Bases 142 to 3450 code for a protein of 1102 amino acids. The transcript has 10 exons. The record is from RefSeq and is a predicted model, not a curated record. Lineage: Eukaryota; Metazoa; Chordata; Actinopteri; Cypriniformes; Cyprinidae. Gene Ontology annotation, molecular function: protein binding.
UUUUAAUUUUUUUUUUUUUUUCCGUUUUUGCCCCUGCUGUACCGAAAUCAUAACAAACUGUGACGUCAAAGCCGAGUUACGUACCUAACCAUGUUUGUGUACCAUUACACCCCUAUUAUCCAUGCCAUGAGUUGGUGAAGGAUGAUGAUGUCCAUUAAAGAGCUGCUCGUGAACUCACUGAAGGAACUGGUAGAAGCUGAACUGAAGGAGUUUCAUUGGCGCUUAAUGAAUACAUAUCAUAAGCAUAUAUCAAAGUCUGAAAUGGAGAAGGCAGAUAUAUUUGACACAGUAGAUAAGAUGGUGGUGUGUUUUGGACUAGAAGAAGCUGUGAAGGUCAUGGUGGACAUCCUGAGAAAGAUGAACCAAAAUGAUCUGGCUGAACAGUUGGAGAAUGAACACAAGCAAGCUCAGGCUGAGGGCAAUAUGAGGACAUCUGUCCCUGUUGGAGAGCUGCAAAACUUCUUGAAAACUCACAAAAACAACAUGAAGAGAAAGGCAAAAUGUAUUUUUGAGGGCAACAAAGAAAAUGACACAGAUCUCAGAGAUGUUUACACAGAACUGUUCAUCACAGAGGGAGAUAUGAAAGAUGUCAAUCACGAACACGAGAUUGUGAAGAUUGAUGAUAUUUUCAAGAACAAAAACACACAUGAUAAAUCAAUCAAAUGCAACGACUUAUUUACUGAACUGAAGAAAAACAAUGAGGAGAAGAUUGUGCUGACCAAGGGCAUUGCUGGCAUUGGAAAAACUGUAUCUGUGCACAAGUUCAUCCUGGACUGGGCAGAAGGAAACACCAAUCAGGAUAUAAAUUGUGUGUUCCUGCUUCCAUUCAGAGAGAUCAAUGUCAUUAAAGACAGAAAGGUCAAUCUCCAUGAGUUUAUGCUGAAAUUCUACCCUGAAUUGAAGGACUUGGAGAAAUCAAAGUUAUAUAAGGAAUGUAAGCUAGCAUUUAUAUUUGAUGGACUUGAUGAGAGUCAACUUCCAUUGAAUUUUAAAAGUGAAACAUUGAACACUGUUGAGGAAAGAGCAUCUGUAGAUGUGCUGUUUACAAGUCUGGUCAAAGGAAAUCUGCUUCCGUCAGCUCUCGUCUGGGUGACCUCACGACCAGCAGCAGCCAAUCAGAUCCCUCCGCGGUUUGUAGGUUUGUUCACAGAAGUGCGAGGAUUCACUGACCAACAGAAGGAGGAGUACUUCAGAAAUAGAAUCACAGAUGAGAGUCUGGCCUCCAGAAUCAUCUCACACAUAAAGACGUCUCGUAGUCUUUAUAUCAUGUGCCACAUUCCUGUGUUCUGCUGGAUCACGGCCACAGUACUUCAAGAUAUUCUAAUUGAGAGCAAUGAAGAGAACAUCAGCACAACACUCACUGAAAUGUACAUUCACUUCCUGCUUAUACAGAUGAACAUGAAGAACCAGAAGUACGAUGAACAAGAAGAAAGAGAAUAUAGAGAGCACUUACAGUUAAAUAGAAAGACGAUUUUGAAGUUAGCCAAGUUAGCAUUUGAACAACUGAAGAAAGAAAACAUUGUGUUCUAUAAGGAAGAUCUGAAAGCAUGUGGUAUUGAUGCGAGCAAAGACACUGAGUUCACAGGAAUGAUUGCUGAGAUCUUCAAAAGGGAACACGGACUUCACGGAGCAAAGGUCUUCUGCUUUGUACAUCUGAGUGUCCAAGAGUUUCUUGCUGCAGUUCAUGUAUUCUUCUGUUACCUGAACAAGAACAUGCAGGAGCUUCAGUUUUUCUUUGAUAAGCCAAAACAAAAUGUCACAUUGCAGGAGCUACUGCAGAAGGCUGUUGAUGAAGCCAGGAGGAGUCAGAGAGGACAUCUGGACCUGUUCCUGCGGUUUCUGAUGGGCAUUUCACUGAAAUCCAAUCAAAACCUGCUUAAAGGCCUGUUCACACACACUGAAGACACCACAGAGAGCAUCACAAAAAUAACUGAAUACAUUAAACAAGAGCAAAACAAGCACAGUAUCACAGAUGAAGCUUUAGUAAACCUAUUCUACUGCUUACUUGAGCUCAAAGAUCAUUCAUUAAAUGAGAUUCAGAGUUACCUCAGUUCAGAUGAACAUCCAGGAAAAGAAUUCUCACCUUCAAUGUGCACAGUGCUGACCUACGUACUGCUGAUAUCAGAGAAGGUGCUGGAUGAGUUUAACCCAAAGAGGUUCACUUCAUCAUUUUCAAACUACACAAGACUUAUUCCAGCUGUGAGAUGCUGCAGAAAAGCACUAUUUGACAGCUGUGGCUUAAAUGAAACAUUCUGUGAAACUGUGUCUUAUGCUCUACAAUCAUCAAACUCCCAUCUGACAGAGUUGGACCUGAGCAGCAAUCGCCUACUGGAUUCAGGAGUGAGGCUGCUUUAUGAUGGACUAAAGAGUCCACACUCUCAACUGAACAUACUGAGGCUGUGUGGGUGUCAUCUCACUGCUCAUUCCUGUGAAAGUUUAUCUUCAGCUUUACAGUCCUCAAACUCUGUCCUGAGAGAGCUGGAUAUGAGUAACAAUGACCUUCAGGAUCCUGGAGUGAAACUUCUUUCUGAUGGACUGAAGAGUCCAAACUCAAAGCUGGAGAUACUGAGAUUUUCCAUAUGUAAUCUCACUGCAAAGUCUUGUGGGAGUUUGUCAUCAGUUUUACAAUCCUCAAACACUGUCCUGAAAGAUCUGGAUCUGAGUAACAAUGAUCUGAAGGAUUCAGGAGUGAAGCUUCUUUCUGAUGGACUGAAGAGUCCUAACUCUAAGCUGGAGAUACUGAGUGCAGAUGAAUUUUUCUUCCCCUCACACCUGAGAGAGCUGGAUCUGAGCUACAAUCACCCAGGAGAUUCAGGAGUCAAGCUGCUUUCUGAAAAACUGGAGGAUCCAAACUGCUCUCUGGACAAGCUCAAUGUGGAUCAUGGAGGAGAAUCCAGGAUUACAGCAGGACUGAAGAAAUAUGCCUGUUUUCUCACACUGGAUCCAAACACAGCAAACACUCUUCUCAUUUUGUCUGAGGAGAACAGAAAGGUGACACGUGUGGAAGAGAAACAGUCUUAUCCUGAUCAUCCAGACAGAUUUGAUGUUUAUCGUCAGGUGUUAUGUAAAGAGAGUGUGUGUGGACGCUGUUACUGGGAGACUGAGUGGAGUGGAGAUACUGGUGUGUAUAUAUCAGUGUCAUAUAAGAGCAUCAGCAGGAAGGGAGGUAUUGAGUGUGAGUUUGGAUUUAAUGAUCAGUCCUGGAGUUUGAUUUGCUCUCCUGAUAGUUACUCAUUCUAUCACAAUGACAUACAGACUGAUCUAAAUAUAGGAGUGUAUGAUGAUAAUGGUAGAGUAGGAGUGUAUGUGGAUGAGAGUGCAGGAACUUUGUCCUUCUACAGCGUCUCUGACACAAUGAGCCUCAUCCACACAGUCCAGACCACAUUCACUCAGCUGCUCUAUCCUGGGUUUAUGGUUUAUUAUUCUGGAUCAUCAGUGAAACUGUGUUGAUGAAUGAGAAUAGACUGAUUCUACCCAUAAAACUUUGAGCUGCAUGAUAAAUCAGUAACAGUGAGAUGUUAUAGAGUCUCUUCAUGACAUUAAAGAGGUCCUAUUAUGCUCUUUUACAAAGUCUUGAUUUUGUUUUGGGGGUGUACUAGAACAUGCUCUCAUGCUUGGUGGUUCGAAAAAUUUUCCACAUAAUUUACAUUACAAUACCUUUCUCCCCAGCCUGGCAUAAAUGGCUUGAUUAGUUCUGGGUUUGAUGAAGGCCCGCCAUCUGAAAAACUAAAUAUUCUGUGAUUGGCUAGCUGUUCC